Molecule: messenger RNA, 258 nt
Organism: Prunus armeniaca (apricot)
Lineage: Eukaryota; Viridiplantae; Streptophyta; Magnoliopsida; Rosales; Rosaceae
Source: the annotation of a GenBank genome assembly
AUGAAGCCUUAUUCUUCGUCCUCAUCAUCCUCAAAACGUUGGAUGCACGAUGUGUUCUUGAGCUUCAGAGGUGAUGACACACGCAAAGGCUUCACAGGCCACCUCUACAUGACAAUGGAAGAGUCUGGGAUCAACGCAUUUAUUGACAACCAGCUAAGAAGAGGGGAAGAAAUAACAGCGGAAUUGGUGCAGGCAAUCCAAGGGUCCAGGAUCCCCAUCAUCGCCUUCUCAAUGAGAUAUGCUGAUUCCAGCUGGUAA